Messenger RNA from Plodia interpunctella (Indianmeal moth), 6754 nucleotides. Its product is annotated as pseudouridylate synthase RPUSD2-like. Gene Ontology annotation, molecular function: RNA binding; pseudouridine synthase activity. The transcript is spliced from 13 exons. NCBI's taxonomy places the organism in Eukaryota, Metazoa, Arthropoda, Insecta, Lepidoptera, Pyralidae. The record is from RefSeq and is a predicted model, not a curated record. The coding region runs from base 321 to 2348 and encodes 675 amino acids. Gene Ontology annotation, biological process: enzyme-directed rRNA pseudouridine synthesis.
UGGCCUGCCUGCGCGAGUCAUAACCUAAAAGUGGCGGUGUUUUUAUUUUAGAAUUCCGCAUAUUUUAGGUUUUUUGUGAGAAAACGAUUAUUUUGCGUACUUUUAUUAGCUUUAAAUGUUUGAUGUUAUACUUGUGUAGUGAUAUUAUGCGUAUAAGUGCCAAAGUAAUCGUAAACCGCGUGUUUUUGUCUAAGCAAAAAAUAUAAACAAAGUGUAAAUAAACAUUUAUUUUUAAAAGUUUCAAGUCUCGUAAUCUUCGCUGUUGUUUGUAGGUACAUCUUAUGUAUAAUUUGUAAAUAAUAACAAUAAUCUUGUUACCUAUGUUAAGAUUUCUAAGGCAUCUGUUAGUUAAUUACUCCAAAAAUAAUUUUCUUACUAAAUUUUUCCCGUCAAACUUAUAUAACUAUCGAAAAAAUUUAAAAAUGGCCAGUGAUAACAUGAAAGAAAAAAAUAACUUUCAUAUAGACCAUGAUGUAGAUCAUGUUCCAGUGAAAAAAGUGAAACUGGACAAUGAUUUAGAAGUUUCAAAAUUGGAAAUGAGGACUGUAGCUACAAUGUGCGGAGCUUGGAGAGGGGAAGAGGAAGAUGGUGGUAUGAUCUUGGUUUUCAAGACUAGGACCCCUGGCUUGAGUCCGGAUCCAACCAAGGAGAGUGAUUAUCCGGAGAACAUUGAAGAUUUUUGGGAGGCGAGUUUCUCUGGCAGCGAGAAUAAUCAGGGUGAAAAAGAUAGCGGCAAAAACUGUAUAUUGUCGUGCGAGAAGAGGAAAGCCGAUGACACUGAUAUUAACAAGGAUUUAAAAAAGGCGAAGUUGGAGACAAAGGCGCUGAAGGCGAAACGGCCCGGCUUCACCGACGACCGGUACAAUGAAACCUCAUAUUAUAUUGAAAAUGGUCUCAGAAAAGUGUACCCCUACUACUUUACAUUCACAACCUUCACCAAAGGGCGGUGGGUUGGCGAGAAGAUCCUGGAUGUCUUCGCAAGGGAAUUCAGGGCUCACCCAGCCGCGGAGUACGAGAGGUGUAUCAGGGCUGGCACCCUGACAGUAAACUAUGAAAGAGUCGACCCUGACUAUAGACUCAAGCAUAACGACCUACUUGCAAACGUUGUCCAUAGGCACGAGACUCCAGUGCUCGCUAACCCCUUGCGCAUCAUUCACGUGGACGAAGAACUGCUCGUGUUAGACAAGCCUUGCUCGUUACCGGUGCAUCCGUGCGGCCGCUACCGUCACAACACGGUUGUGUUCAUACUCGCCAAGGAAUAUAACUUGAAGAACCUUAGAACUAUUCACAGAUUGGACAGGCUAACUUCAGGAUUACUAUUAUUUGGACGGAGUCCAAAGAAAGCGAGACAAAUGGAACAUCAGAUUCGAAACCGUCAGGUGCAGAAGGAAUACGUGUGCAGAGUCGACGGGGCGUUCCCCGAUGAGGAGAUCGAAUGUCAAGAGCCAAUAGAAGUGGUCAGCUACAAGAUCGGGGUCUGCAAGGUGUCUUCGAAGGGCAAGGAUUGCUCCACAAUGUUCAAGAGGCUGGGCUUCAAUGCUAAGAGUAAUACCAGUGUGGUGCUCUGCCGGCCCAAGACGGGCAGGAUGCAUCAGAUCCGUGUGCAUCUGCAGUAUUUGGGUUACCCAGUAGUAAACGAUCCGUUAUACAACCACCCAGUGUUCGGUCCUCUCCGAGGCAAGGGAGGCGAUACAGGUGGCAAGACAGACGAACAACUAGUCAGAGAUCUCAUUGCUAUCCACAAUGCUGAGAACUGGCUAGGAGUGGAUGCCGCUGAUGAUGAUUUGUUGUUCUCCAAGCCCGCUUCUGAUGAUAAAGGAGUUGGUGAAGAUGACGACACGGGACCAGCGUCUAGAGAGUCUUCUCCAAGACUCGAGUCUCCUGCGCCAGGACUCACGCCUUCGUCAGUUAUGACUCAUCUUCUUCCACCAGCCACUCUUCCGAGCCCAUCUAGUGCUGCCGAAGCUCCAAUGGAAGUCAAGAGUGAGCUCAGCUGUUCGUCCCCAGCCUGCACGCUGCAGCCAUCGCCCAUCGCUUCUCCGCAGCUCAACGACGACUCCAAUGAUGCCAAGUCGGACAAAGUAACAGUCGCGACGCAGACCGGCUGCACGCCGCCGGUCGCAGCGCCGAGCGCGGUGAGCGCGGCGAGCGCGACGAGCGGCUCGGCGAGCGACGCGCUGUCGCCCGACCCUCACUGCUACGAGUGCCGUGUGCGGUACCGCGACCCGAGGCCCAGGGACUUGGUUAUGUAUCUGCACGCUUGGAAAUACAAGGGGCCCGGCUGGGAAUACGAAACUGAGCUGCCCCAAUGGGCGAGCGUGGACUGGGACGAGCCAGAGUGCUCAUAGUUACACGAACCGACAGUGCGCGGGCGCCCUUCCACCCCCCAAUAUUCAAGACUCAACAUAACACGGUAUCGACAAAAAUAAUACGCAUGACAACUCUUAGUGACACGCGUUUUUUAAUCUAUGUUACUAAAUUGUUACGAAGGCUGAAAAAAAGGCGGGGCGCCAAAAACUACAACAUUGGUACUCACUUGGCUGUUAUGUAUUACAUAAGGCGGUAACAGAGAUUGCUUGGGCCGUCUGUCGACUGUAUAUAAAUAAUCACCUUCGAUAUCCGAAUGCUUGUCGACAGCCUAAGGUUAUGAUGUUUACAUUUGCACAGUGUACUGUAUUCUACACAGAUCUAGCAAAAAUUUGCUGUGACAGACAGUCCAUUUUGUUACCGCUUUUACAGUGCUGAGGUAAGUUUGUAAAAUAAGUGAGAAUUUGAAUAAGAAUAGACAUAUUUUUCUGCGUUUUUAAUUUGCGACACUGUUAUUUCCAUUGUCUGGUUUUUCGAAAUAUGUUGUCUACUUAAUUAGCGCACAAAUAGGUUCUGACUUCUUUAGAAUUUAACAUUAGGAUUUUAUUUGAUCAAUCUUCAGUUCCUAUCGGCCUAUGAUUCGUCAAGCUUUAGUAGCGUAGAUGAUAAGACAAAUAACAAUUUAUAAUGAUAUCGAUACCAUAAAAUAGUUGUAUUGCUUAAACGAGGCAGGGUCACAACCACAAUCAUAAAUUGAUAUAAAUAUAAAAAUUAAAAUCAUUUUUAAUGGGAUAGCUCUUCGUUUUAAAAUGUUAUUACGGAAUUUGCGACACAUUAACAAUUGCUCUAUUUAUUUUAAAAUUGUACUAAAUUUUACUUCUUAUUUCAAAUGACUAUUAUAAAUUUUCGAAAUUUUAAUUUCAAUCAAACUUGGACCACUGCUAUAUUUUUUUAUAAUCUGAAUUAAAAAUACGACCACUGUUAUUAAAUUAUUUAGAACGGCUAUCUCGGUAAUAUUAGAAGCGUAUGUUUAUUGCAUAGAUAAAUAAAUAUUGAAUAUGUCGCAUUGUGUAGAUGACGUUAUAGCUGCGUCGUCAAGUUCGGCUUCCAUAGUUUUGUGUAGUGACAUGUUUUAACUAAUAUUUAGGGGUAACCCGAGAAAUUUUGUACUUUACAUACAUAGAUAACUUUGCUAAGUAUGGUGUUUCGUAUCCCCGAUUUGUAUUACCUUACGUUUGACACAAUUCAAGGCCAGUUGUGAUAUGCAUUUAAAUAAAUUGUUUAACACUAACUUCUUAUACAUUUGUCUAUCGUUAUAAAAAGACAGUUAUGAAAAAUGAUCCUAACACAGUACACUGUGUUAGGAUUUCUUUACAAAAUCUUGGUCUUAUUCUUGCUUUAAAAAUCUUGAUCUUGACUUUUUGAAAAUUUCUUUCAAUGUCCCAGAGUCUUGUAAACCGUUAUCAAAAAAAAUAAAUAUUUUAGAAACAUUUUCCGCUAACACACAACUCUACAAUAUUUCAAAAUUUUGGAAGCAGCAUAUACUAAAGACAUGACUAAGAUUUUUUGUUUGUUAUUAAGUUUGCGUGUUUUAGUUCUAAGUACUUAUCCCCAGUUUGGACAAAACAAUUGAUAUUUUAGGAAUGUUUCCCAUUGUUGUAACACUUUUUGGAAAUGGUACAAGUAUUUUUGGGUCAAUUCACACGGCGUCGUGACGACAUGAUGUGUACCAUGUGUACAUUGACAAUAGUGUUAUAUUUACGUAACAACAAAACUAUGACACUUCCAAAACGACGGAUGUUUUGUUGUAACGACAUAGUGAGAACUUGCCCUUACUUUUAGUUACUUUCUAGAAUAUAAAUUGUAAAAAGACAAUUUCUUGUGACUACUAUAUUCUCACGAGCUUUGACAGAUUAGUUCUAUGAGAAGUAUAUUUAUAUAUUUUUCUUACUUGUAGUAGUGUAGUUCUAGUUAUGCAAUUUGUGUUCCUGUUGUAUCGAAAUUGGUCGAUGAUUUGGAGUAAACCCUAUGUCAAAGAUUAAUCCAUCAGGAAUCGUACCCAUGUCAAGGGGUCCUUAUAACCCUAUCGACAACUUAAUUUUGCACUAUCAUCUGCCGUCUGCAUUUCUUAAUCCCAACCAUUGAUUCAUUCAAAUAUAUUUGGGUCAUUACCUAAAUAUAUUUGAAUGAAUUAAUCUAUUCGCGAUAUUUUAACACAAGUAUUAUGAUAAAAUUGUUAUACACAAAUGUCCCAAUACCAUACAUAUUUUAAUGAAUGUCAAAUUAACGAGUGUGUAAAAGACAAGGCAUAUUUUUCUCUGAGUCAACAGCAACCUUUAUGUUGGGUCUCGCGGUUAUAAUUUUUAGCAAUGUACCGUAAGCAUAGUGACCUAUCAUUGUAAAAAUAUAACAGUUUACUCCAAACCCUCGCAAAUAUUAUUGUUAUCGCAGUUUGCUAUCAUAUUAUAAUGUAUAUAUACGUCUAAUGAUACAUGCUAUUUUCUGUCACUGUAUCGAAUGCUGGCUCUAAGAAUUAUCUAUUUCGGGAUCAAAAUACGUAAUUUUAAGUCAUCGUGGGGUUAAAUCGAUCGUUAGUUGGAAACCUCUCGAAAAUAAUCCAAAUAUUUGAGUUUUAAUUUAAAUAGACGAUUUUUAAAGUAGCAUGUACAAAUAAGGUUAUAAUGUGGCAUAUCACAUAGGUACCACUGUGGGGUUCUGGCGUUGGUCGCGGGACCCCAUAUCCGACAUUGUUGUAUUUUUAUAUAGUGUGUAAGACCUGUUUAUAUUGUGUUACAUGUGUUACGGUGAACUGUAAUGUACACUGACUGUUUUGCGAAUUUCGAUAUUGUGUCGACUCUGUUGCGGUCUAAUCUGUGUUUGUAAUAUUGCCUAAUUUUUAUCCUCAUGCGGACAAGAUGGGAGAUAAAGAAAUAUUUUUAGGCAAUAUAAUUUGCGUCUCUUUAAUAUUGAGAGAUUUGUUAAUACAGUUGUUUUGGAACGCAACGGUGUUUGGCCAAUCAGGUUUAGUCAGUCAAUAAGUGCUUCUUUUUUACUGUACGUAACUCCUUCCUUUGCUUUUUAGUGAAAAAGAAAAUUUUCACAUUCUUAAUUUGUUUGUUCGUAAGAAAAUUUUCAUGUGCCUUCUCAAAAUAUUGAAAAUAAAUUGUAAAAAUAUGUUUUAAACUACAGUUACAAGUAAUUGUUACACGUUUUAACAUAAGUAGGGUUACAUUCGGCACUCGAGCUUAAUAAUGUAGAAGUGGGCAGAGAGAGGGCGCUGCUGCAAGCUACGCUAUUUAAUUAUUUUAAUUAAAAAAGCAAUGCCAGUGCAUAUUUGGCAUAAUCUUUCGAAGUUGCGAUCUUACUUCCGAAAGGUCAAAAUAAUUUUGAGUUAAUUACGUAUUGCUAUGUGUCUGUCUGUUUAGGACCAUAACAAGAGUUGAAGAUGUCUACUUAAUUACUUUUGAAUAUUUGGCAGUUAAAGUUUUCCUUUAUUCAAAAACAAUUUGCAUUGUAUUAUCGCCCGAACUUGGUCAAAAACCAAUAUAUAAAAGUCUCGAAUCGAUCGUUUUGGAAUAAAAAGUUUUAAUAUACUUUGUCUACCAUAAUGUGAAGAUAUAUUCAAAAUUUUAAUAACAGUUUUAAUAUUUGAAAUGUGCAUUAAAAUUCAGGAAGUAGCGUUUAUUUCCAAAAAGCCAGAUCGUUAACUUCCGUGCCAUAUGGCUUAAUCGUUGGCGCAUUCAGAAAAGUGGAACUUAAAUUAAAUGAUCAUUAAAACCAAAAUGGCCGGCCUGCAGCCCCUCCCACGCCCCACCGAGCUCGCAUUCGGCACAAUUUUGCAGGAUUAACUGUUUGUGAUUAUAUUUUGCGUAAUUUAUUGUAAUAAUUGUUUUGUUUCUCAUUACUAAUUGAUGUGUUCUCAUUGUGUUUUUAUCCGCUGGGCAGAUGUGGGUGGUGGUUACUUCUAUUUAGAUCAAAAGUUAAUUUUUUUAUGGUAAAUUUGUACUAUACAUUUACAAUCUGACCCAUGUCAAACGGCAUUCAUGAAAAAAUGCCUACUUAAAAGUCGCCGAAGCAUCUUUGCCUAUUAUUGGCUUGCUAUGGUGUCUACUAUUCUAUAAAUAAAUGAUAAUAUGUUGGCUCUUGUUAUUCCCAUGGGAACUUCAAUUCAACAUCAUGGAUACAAAUUCUAAUUUAACUGUGUUCUCUUACAUUUUCUACAAACUUCAACCAUUUCGAAUUCAUUUUAUUUAGUUGCGAGUCAUCUACGUCUGCGCAGUGCCCUCGACACUUCUUAAUUAUAAUUUGAACGACAACAUGAAAGACAUUUUUGUUUAUUUGAUAAGUAUUUCAUAAUUAAGAUUAUAAUAGUGUUUCCUUCUUUAGAUUCAUGUUAUAAGGUUCAUGUUUCCACUUAAAUUUAAUUAGAAUAAAAACUCAUCAUUGA